Messenger RNA from Vombatus ursinus (common wombat), 2084 nucleotides. It is a transcript of the gene TMEM243, whose product is annotated as transmembrane protein 243. Bases 1202 to 1558 code for a protein of 118 amino acids. The transcript has 5 exons. NCBI's taxonomy places the organism in Eukaryota, Metazoa, Chordata, Mammalia, Diprotodontia, Vombatidae. The record is from RefSeq and is a predicted model, not a curated record.
UAGCCAGGAAAGCGCGGGUGACGGGGGGGGCAGGGAGGUUGGCUCACUCUACCUGCUGUCUUCUGAACGCGGGCUGAGCAGUCAAAAAUCCCACGGCGGCGAUGGAAUGCUAGCACCUCCAGAGUUCUAUUUUCGAACAUUUUGUUGCCUUUUCCUUACGGACGCAACGCACCGACAAGACGAAGAUACAGCAAAAUAGGGACUUUGCCUUGGGCGCUGGGGCUGGCGUGGGGGUGGGGGUGGUUUACCUUCCUUGCCAUCGUCCUUACUCUACUCCUCAUGUCAGGAUGCUCACAGAGAGGAUUACCCUGGCGACCGAGUGGAAGAAAAUGAUCAGGUUUGGGCUCUGGACUCACGGGGUCGAGUUGUGUUGCAGCCCAAUUGUGUGUGUUUCCCCUUAAAAGACAAAUCAAUCUCUGCAGGACUGAAGAAGGGACUGACUCUAUUCCUCUUACUUCCCCAGGCCGCUGGUCCCACUGCAGAUCUAUAUCUAAGAAGAUCUCAUAUUGGCUGGCAAACACACCCAUUGCUAAAGAAGCUAGGGGAGGGGAAGGGCCGUGGAUGCAACAAUUGAGAGAAGAAUGAAAGUUUAUUGGGCGCGGCUGCCGCUUUGAUUUAAAAUUGCUCAGGUUGAAAGCCCCGCAGAGCUCUGGCUUCCGUGCUUUAUGGACGCCUCUCUUACUCCCGCACUCGUUUGGGAAUAGAGUGGGAGGGGGAAGGGCACCCUUGCAGCUUUCAUAGUAAGGCGGACACAGUUGGAUGGUUUUUAGAAAGUGCUCCAGUGCUUACUGUUUUCGAAAGGCUCGAAAGAUUUGGAACAUCUUCCUGCCCUCCCUCAUCCUUUUCUUCUAUCUCGACUCCAGAGCCUCAGAGAUUUCCUGUGGGACACUGGGAUAGCAGGAGAAAGACGACUUGCUAACUUAUUCUUGGGGUUCCAGAAAGAAGCCCUUUUGGUGAAGGCAGCAUCUCACCAUGAAGAAGGAAUCUAAAGCUGGAGGAAAUGGUCUCCGAACCUGGCAUUGAGCGCCCACCUUAACAGCCAUUCUCGUUUCCAAUCAAUAGUUCCCCCGCAAUGAGUACCUUAAAUAGCCAGCACCAUGUAUCGUGGAAGUAAAGGCCACUAAAGACGGAGAUGACUCUGUUUUGAGAGCCGGUUGGAGUGAACAAACAGCUGCUUUUUUAAGGGACAGAAAAGGGGAAUAUGGAGGACUUUACCACUAGGACCUAUGGCACCAGUGGCCUGGACAACAGACCUCUAUUCGGAGAAACUUCGGCAAGGGAUCGUGUCAUUAACUUAGUUGUUGGCAGCUUGACAUUCUUGCUGCUCCUGGUAACUAUGAUCAGUGCUUUUGUGUUCCCUCAACUACCUCCAAAACCACUGAAUAUAUUUUUUGCUGUUUGCAUCUCCUUGAGUUGCAUUACUGCCUGCAUACUUAUCUACUGGUAUCGACAAGGAGAUUUGGAACCGAAAUUUAGAAAUCUAAUUUACUAUAUCUUGUUUUCUAUCAUCAUGUUAUGUAUAUGUGCCAACCUGUACUUCCACGAUGUGGGGAAGUGAUGCUGCCAAUGAAUAAAACCAAGACUGUUCUCAGCUAAAAAUUAGUACUCUGAACAGGAAUUCUGGGUAAAAUAAACUGAAGAUGAAGCAAGAUUGUGCAGGAAUUCAAUACAUGAUUUUCAUGUUAACUGCAAAUCUAAAUUCCCUCUUGUUUGGGAGCUAAGAUGUGACAUUGUGCUUUUCCUUUUUAAAGAGCUGAUGUUGCACUUAUGAACAUUCCACAUAUAUGGAUUCAGAAUGGCACAAGUUAUUUCCACUUUUGAAAUCUUUUUUUUUUUUUUUUACAAUCUACUAUAGCACGGGGAGGGGGUUAUAUAACAAACAACAUCUUAGAGCUCUAAGACAAAUAUUCUUUUAUUUCUGUUAAACUGAAUAUACAAUUAUUUUGUUCCCUAUGCAACCAACCAUUGCUUGUAACUACAAUUUCAUUUCACAUUAACAAAAAAAAGCACAUUAGAUGGUAAAAAGACAAAACUCUGAUUGUGAAAAUCUAAUUACAAUAAUAAAUAAAAUAAUUUAUACAAGG